AUGUUCCACAAGCUGAGCACCGUGGCGUUCAUCGUCUGCUUCUCGCUCCUGCAGUUCUUCUUCAACUUUGGCGCGAACGCGACGACGUACAUCUACCCCGCCGAGGUCUUCCCGACCAAGUUCAAGGCGACCGCGCACGGCAUGUCCGCCGCGUGCGGCAAGGCGGGCGCCAUCAUCUCGGCGCUCGCGUUCAACCAGCUCACGAACAGCAUCGGCACGCCGAACGUCCUCUGGAUCUUCUUCGGGUGCUGCAUCGCCGGCGCCGUCUGCACGCAGCUCCUGCCCGAGAGCAAGGGCCGCGACCCCGAUCUCUUGUACGCGGAGGAGCUCGAGGAGAGUCGCCGCCUCCAUGGAAACGUCCGGCACUAA
Messenger RNA from Phanerochaete carnosa HHB-10118-sp, 369 nucleotides. RefSeq lists its product as uncharacterized. Gene Ontology annotation, biological process: carbohydrate transport; transmembrane transport. Gene Ontology annotation, cellular component: membrane. The coding region runs from base 1 to 369 and encodes 122 amino acids. Gene Ontology annotation, molecular function: carbohydrate:proton symporter activity. NCBI's taxonomy places the organism in Eukaryota, Fungi, Basidiomycota, Agaricomycetes, Polyporales, Phanerochaetaceae. The transcript is spliced from 2 exons. The record is from RefSeq and is a predicted model, not a curated record.